AAGGCUAAACGAGGUACAGAAAACACGAUUGGAAAUAAUUUCCUUAAUGAAUUAUUUUUCAAAAUUAGCUCUUCUUUUGCACUAAAACCGAUUGUGUGGGUACCUAUCUCAAGGAUAAGAAAUAUUAUAAUGAAUUUGAAUAGGGCUCCAAGGUAUUACAAAUUCUAAUUGGUGGCGAAUGGCGGCGGCCGGACAUGCGACCUCUUUUGUACUUCUUUCUUCAAAUCUUUAUACUUCUUGUUUGCUAAAACCGAUUGUGUGGGUACCUAUCUCAAGGAUAAGAAAUAUUAUAAUUAAUUUGAAUAUGGUUCCAAGGUAUUACAAAUUCUAAUUGGUGGCGGGCGAAUGGCGCCGGCCGCGCAUGCGACCUCUUUUGUACUUGUAUUUCAAAUUUUUAUACUUCUUGUUUGUUAUUCUAUGUCAUAUGUGUUUGUCUGCGCUUGUCACUGAUAGGAGUAAAAUUGUGCUGUACUUUCCUUACCACAGGCAACUAAUUCUCAUCGAGACAAAUUCUAAAAACCCCAAACACAAUCAUGAUGCGUUGUUUCCUUGUUUCAUCACCAGACAUAGAAGUUUUUGUGGCAAAAUAAAGUGAUUGACAAAAUCAGUUAUCGACAUGUCUAUUAUCGAUGUUAACUUAGCGUUAUACAUAUUUUUAACAUUGUAUAAAAGAUAGCUACCGCGAAAUACACAAUACGUUCUAUAUCUUCUUUGAUACGUUUACGUUUUUAUUUUUAAAUACUUAAUAUAUGUAAUAAAGAAAUUAUGGUCGCAUUUGUAAUUGAUAUACAUUCUUGAAAUUUCCCGGUAAAUUACAGCAAGUAGAAUUUACAUCUUUUAAUUAUUAAUCUAUGACUGACUUAUCAAUGUUAUUAUUUGUCGAUGUUUCAUUUACUCAAGCACUCGUUUUUGCCACCAAAACUUCUAUGUCUGUUCAUUACAGAGUUCCUAGGGUCACCUUCCGCCUUCUUCAUCAGCUCGAUGGUACCAUAACAUUGCAUUGUCACCAUAUAUGUGCUUCUGCUUCAUUGGAAAUCGGGAAGUGGGUCAAAUUUAACUUCCAACAUUUGACCCACACAUACAUACUAACAGGGCAAGUUAAAUAAAACCUUGUCAAAAAUAACAAGCUACCAAUGGUGUUUUCUCCAUGUUAAAGAAUGAAACAUUGAUACUAAUUCACUGAUCGCGAGGGAUUUUAUUAUAUUUCACAGAAUAACAUCUCGCAGUCAAUUUGUGGAAUACGUCGUAUUGCAUUACGGUUCGCCGUAUUUCGGCUCCUCGUUGAUCAGCUGUUUGUGGAACACGACUUACUUUUAUUGAGGUUUGGAAUUGCACUUCGCCUAAAUACGAGAUAGACGUGUCGGAUGCUGGUAUUUUUCGUAUGCAUUAGCAAAAAGAAUUUGAAAUAGAGGUGUAUUGUCAAAGAAAACUUUGUAUAAGCGACGUAAAUUUACUGCCAUCUUUCGACACAUCAUUAAAACUUUUAGAAUUUUAUCCUUAUUAUUUUACUGAUUUGAGUUAAUUUGUUAAAUAUCAAAAAGUGGCGCCAUCUAAUAUAUCAAAGGCCAAAUGUAUAGCAGUAUUGUUUUGAGCGAUGGCGCCAUAACCUUUAGGUAGUGCCACUUUUUGAUAUUUAAUAAAUUGAACACAUAUCAGUGAAAUAAUAAGGAUCGAAGUCAAAUGGCGUUCUAAAAGUUUUAAUUAUGUGUCGAAAGAUGGCAGUACAUUUACGUCGUUACAAAGUUUUCUUUGACAAUACACGUUUAUAUCAAAUUCUCUUUGGCAUUAAUAACAUUACGGCCGCUUUAGUUGGUAGUGACCGUGUUUAUGAAAAUAGCCAGGUAGUCCUGUGCGCCAAUCUCGAUUUGUGUAUAUUUGUACAUUUAACACAAUAGUGUGGGUACAAAAUAUAGUUUGGCCUUAUGCUAGACCAAAUUUGUUUAUACUUGCCGCAAAACUAAGUGGCGAGUCUGGUCAUAAUGCCAUCUCUUUCACUCUUGGAUGGUCUUAACAAAGCUAAAGAAUUUAGCAUUAUGAUCUCAAUCGCUAGUUAUUGCGGCUAGUUUCUGGAGUGCCAGUUCAGUUUUCGCCAGCAUGCGCAAAAUAAAUAAAAUAUAAUACAAACCAUGAUCGCACCGCCUAUAUUCGGUAGCGAGUCAGUACUGUGAGUUUUUUAAACGGAUGAAGUAUAACGCUUUAGGAUUGUAACUAGUUAUAAGAGAUGACCGAUUAUGACAAGUGACCGGCGUGUGACGCGCGAGUGCCAAUGGGUGGUUAGUACAUUCGUAUACAGGCCGCUUGUGUAUGUACAAGGUACACAUUUCGCGCUAUGCCAGGUGUAACAAAAAUAGCGGGGAUCCGUUUAAGGACAUAUUCAGUAUCGUGCUCUGAUAAGAAAAUAAUUGAAGAAAAAAUUUUUUGACGCAUAAAAAAACCUGCCCAAUGAAAAUUAAAAAAAAAUCGCGUCGACAACAUUUAUCUUCUACUUUUUCCCAAUGAUGAUGAAAAGGAUCUUACCCAAGACACUAAAAACGAUCUAAAUGAAUUUUAUGAAUGAUGAGAGGGUUACAGCCUGAAAGCAAAUUUACGAAUGUAAUGUAUGUGUCUGGAAGAUAUUUAAAGUGUUGUAUGUAUUUUAUAGUAUUUUUUCGUUUCCUUAUUUGUACGACAAAUUCACACUGUAACUUGCAGCACAUUUUUAGGAUUCCGUAGUCAACUAGGAACCCUUAUAGUUUCGCCAUGUCCGUCUGUCUGUCCGAGGCUUUGCUCCGUGGUCGUUAGCUCGUUAGUGCUAGAAAGCUGAAAUUCGGCAUGGAUAUACAAAUCAAUAAAGCCGACAAAGUCGUACAAUAAAAUCUAAAAAUUAAAUGUUUUUGAGGGUACCUCCCCUACACGUAAAGUGGGGGUGAAUUUUUUUUUUUGCUUCAACCCUACAGUGUGGGGUAUCGUUGGAAAGGUCUUUCAAAGGGUUUUCAACAAACAUUUUUUGAUAAAGUGAAUAUAUUCGGAGAUAAUCGCUUCGAAAGAAAAAAAAUGUGUCCCCCCCCCCUCUAACUUUUGAACCAUAGGAAAGUAUCGUGGCAAAAAAUCGUGGAAGUAGAGCUUAAGUAAGACAUUAAAUGAAAACUAUAGCGGACAUGAUCAAUUUAGCUGUUUUUGAGUUAUCGCAAAAAGUUUCCCCUUCAUAGUAAAAAGACUUACUUUAAUUAGGUAGGUACUGAUUAUGCAAAUUUGCCUAUUUAUUUAACUCGCGUGAAAGGUAACGUUUCAUCCCUUGGUUAACAAUUUACUAUACUAGCUCCAGUUUAGCUUAUUGUGACGGAAGAGUAACUACGGAAUCCUACACUGAGCGUGGCCCGACAUGCUCUUGGCUGGUUUUAUUCACGCUUGAAUUGCUCGACGCUGCAUGCUCCAUGCAUGGUAAAAAAAUCGACACGGUCUGUAUUGUAGCUUUCCGGUAAACAAGCGGAUUGGUAAUAGUUAGCAGCAAGGCACCCAAAUAGUGCCCAAAAAAUAAUAAUUAUAUACCUUAGUUUAUUUUAGGAAUUAGCAGGCCAAAUUUGUUAUAAAAAAAUUAAACUUUAAUUUACUUAGUCGUAUCGAAACCUGGCAAAGUAAUUAAUUCGAUAUUGUUAUAAGUUGGUUAUAACUCGGUCAACUAAUAAUUACAAUAGGACCAAGUUCCAAACACAAUUACAAGGGCCCACUAAAAACAACGUAUCACACGCAAAAAGCAGUUCAAUAAAACUUGUACGUCUAAUUUCCUUGUAAUAAGUUCCGUCAUGCGCUACAGGGGGCGCCACGGACACUACGCACAGUCGUAGCGCGAUCGCUGUAGCAGGGCCACGUAACGCCGCUACGCCGUAGCACGUUUACGUAGUUCACGCUAAACUCUUUGACGUUACUGACUUUUUAGUGAGUGCUGGUGAGUGUAUAGUCAGUGGGAUUUAGUGAACCGUGAGUCUGUGAGUGGUUGUAACUGUUUAGUGAGUGUGCGAAUGUUUAGACUCGGUGGUUGAAACCAGAACUGCAGUUUUGACUUACUAAAAAACUGCUGCAUAAGGCCGGUGCUGCGUAACUUCGACUGCAUUGAUUCAAAGAACUGAAGAGAAAAUAAUGGAUCAAAACCGGCUAGACAGAUGAAGUCUAUGGCCCCUCAGUGUUGGGGCUGACACCAUGACGCCGGCUGGGCUUCUGGUCUUCAGCUCGUUGCUUACGAGGACGCUCUGUGUCAUCGCGCCACAGAUACCAGACUUCAGCACGGGCGAAAAGAAGGUCAACGGGCCGUUCUGGCAUGAGCUCAUCACGGAGAUGUACGAGGACCACGAGGAGGACGUGUCGACUACGACGACGGAACCUCUCCCCAUCUUCGAGGACGACGUGUCCACUAACAACGUGACGGCGCAGCUCGGGAGUCGAGUGCACUUGCACUGCAGAGUGCAUGACUUGGGGGAGAAAACUAUAUCAUGGGUGAAACGUCGUGACGAUGAGCUCCACCUGCUUUCCUUCGGCCGUCACACGUACUCUGCGGACUCGCGGUACUCCCUCGCCUUCGAGCACCCAAACGACUGGCGCCUGCUCAUCCAGUACGUGAGCGAGCGAGACGAAGGAUUCUACGAGUGCCAGAUCUCGACGCAUCCGCCGUUGGUGCGAAGAGUGCACUUGUCUGUCGUCGUACCAAAAGUGGAGAUAAUCGACGAGCGAGGUCGUCCGCUUCAAGACAAGUUCUACAAAGAGGGUUCCAUCAUAGAGCUCCGGUGUAUCGUGAGCGAGGUCCCGCAGCCCACCAGGCAGGUCAACUGGAAGCAUGGCGCCAGGCUGCUGAACUAUGACACCAAGAGAGGAGGAAUCAGCGUGAAAACCGAAGCGACAGCCAACGGCGCGCUUUCGCGGCUGUACAUCGCUAACGCCAACCGCCACGACUCCGGCAACUACACCUGCUCGCUCGCCGACGUCGCCGCUUCUGCGGUCUCCGUGCAUGUGCUCAGAGGCAAGUACCGCUACAACACUUUACGUAGCUAAAAUGUUCCCAGCUUUUGUGCCACGCUGAGAGAAUGUCGACAGUGUAUGAGCAUGUAUCACAUCCCAGGAACACGCCAAGCAUACGUAAGGUGACAACCUCUUCUUGCUAGCGUUGUCCCGAAAUAUUGCCACGGCUCAUGGGAGCCUGGGGUCCGCUUGACAACUAAAGAUUCGGCGUAGGCAACCAAAAGGUAAGGUAAGGUGACAACUAAAAGUCACUAAUUACCACCACAAGUUCAUCAAAAGUUAUUUUUGUCGCCUAAGUAGUGUUUAGUUUUUAGUUUACAAAUGGUAUACUUAAGUGUGUUAGUCUAUACGGUAUUUGUAAUGUGGGCCUUCUUACCUGAUCCAAUUUUUUAAAUAAGUUGACGACCGGUCUGGCCUAGUGGGUAGUGACCCUGCCUGCCUGUGAGUGUGUGCUAUGAAGCUAAUGGUCCCGGGUUCAAAUCCUGGUAAGGGCAUUUAUCUGUGUGAUGAGCAUGAAUAUUUGUUCCUGAGUCAUGGAUAUUUUUUAUGUAUUUAAGUAUUUAUAUGUUAUAUAUAUCGUUGUCUAAGUACCCACAACACAAGACUUAUUGAGCUUACUGUGGGAUUUAGUCAAUUUGUGUAAUAAUGUCCUAUAAUACUUAUUUAUUUAUUCUAUUUUAUUUUUUAUAAAUAAAAAGCCAUAGUGAGUACCAAAAUUAGGUUAAUCUUUUUUUUUGUAAUUAGUCAGUUUUGGUUAUCACCUGACGAUAAGUUCCUACACAAUACGAGAUUAUAUAAUUAUUGUGUAGGAACUGCGAAAUAACUGCAAUGACUCCUAACUUGCAAAUAAAGUGUUUUUGAAACAUUUUCCUUUUGGUAAAACCUAGGAUAUUGUCCUUCUUACAUUAUAGCUAAAAUAUUCCAACAUUCCCAAUGUCGUACAAAGUUCAUUUUUGAGGAGCGCAUCGACACGUGUAAGACCAGCAAAAUAUUCCCAAAUCCUCUCUUGUGACUGUUACUUGCUAUGCUAAAAAUGCCAAUUGGGUCGAAGGCAUCACCCGCAUAUUACAAGCAUGUUUGCAAAUAUUUUUAUCUUUGGAAUUUGUGGUUUCUCCCGGCCUGUCGAAUUUAUGCUGACAGGGGAGGCUUAGGCAAUAUUCGCAGAAUGCUUGAAAAAGUUUCGAAGAGGCUUCAGCUAGGAAUUUUAUUUAGGCUAGAUUUAGGCGUACAGAAACAUCUAAAAUUAUUUGGAUUUUCCUAGGUAAAUUACUUAUUAACCUCAUAAUAAAUUUGUUAGCUGUAGUUAAAUGUUACAAACAAUUUGCGGCCAUGUACAUACGAGUAGAAAUAUAGGUACAUAUAUGUGUAUAAUUAACGCGUCAAAAUCCGGACUAUCCGUUGCGGACAAAAUCAGAUUUAGAUGUAAUCCCCAGAAAAAAAUUGAAUGCGCAUAGUUUUAUUUUAAAGCGUCGCUGCAUUCGAUAGUUUUUUAGAUAGUUUUGGAUGGAGUUUUAACGGAUUUCCUCCCACAACUGAGUAAUUUGUUUGAGAUUGAUAAUUUUAAUUUUUUUAUUUCAUGUUAAAAAUAAGUGCCUUGUGUACUGUGUAGGUUCCAUUCUACAAUACUUUUAUAAAUGGAACACACGUUCACGAACAAAGGGUAGGCAGAGGUCAUGGAUAUCCACUUCCUUCGGACUUUGGACACGGCAAACAUUUUCGCUUUAUUGACUUUGCUGGUACCUAAAUAUGACUAUUAAACUUCAUACUAGUUAGUUGGAUAAAAAACUAAAAAAUAAGCUCUUUAUUCUAUCUUUCGUUCUAAUCUUUACAGCUUUUAAAAAAGGUAAAAUAAUAAAAUACAUUAAAGUCUGCUACUACCAUUACAAAGUUUUAUCUGGACUUUAUUUCGUACCUUUAACUCGUAAAUCUUGAACUCGGUACACAGAAAGACUUAAG
Messenger RNA from Cydia pomonella (codling moth), 6945 nucleotides. Its product is annotated as lachesin-like. The record is from RefSeq and is a predicted model, not a curated record. Gene Ontology annotation, biological process: synapse organization. The coding region runs from base 4177 to 5022 and encodes 281 amino acids. Gene Ontology annotation, cellular component: neuron projection membrane. The transcript has 8 exons. Lineage: Eukaryota; Metazoa; Arthropoda; Insecta; Lepidoptera; Tortricidae.